AGCGAGGUGGCUCGCCUUAACUGCUCGACGAUGCUCGUGUGAAUUUCGUGUUCGAAAUUUGAUUAUGUUAUAAGGAUUGAAUUUUCGGCCAGUGUUGUGAACUUUUGAGGACGAUGUCUGAACUGCGUGGUUCUCCGCCUCUUUCGCGGGGUGUCUUAGAGAAUGGUUUCGGGGCUCCGUUGGCGGCUUUGAGUUCUUUGGCUGAGGCUCCUCCGCCGGCGCCUAAUCCCCAUGGUAUCGACCACAUUUUGUCACGGCCAACAGUUGGGGCCAACGUUGGCGCUGGUCUGCUGACCCCGAGGCUGUCGUUGGCGGCGGCUGCGGCGGGAAUGGCUCACUACCUUCAGCACAAGCCACUGUAUUGGCCAGGCUUCCAAGGAUUAGUAUCAAACCCUAUGGCGUGGAGAGACCGCUUGCAGUCUAUGAGCAACGGGGCUCUCAGCGCGUGCGCAGGCCAAGGCGGCGGGUUGGACAAGGACGGCAAGAAGAAACACACGCGGCCCACAUUCAGUGGCCAGCAGAUCUUCGCUUUGGAGAAGACCUUCGAACAAACAAAAUACUUAGCCGGUCCAGAAAGAGCUAAGCUGGCGUAUGCGCUUGGCAUGACGGAGUCGCAAGUAAAGGUAUGGUUCCAAAACAGAAGAACAAAAUGGCGGAAAAAGCACGCAGCUGAGAUGGCUACAGCGAAACGUAAACAGGAAGAACUAGGCGAAGAAUGUGAUGAUCAAGAACCCCAUGACAAUGAUCCUUGCAGCGAUGAUGAUGACGCUAAACGACCCAGGCUCGACCUCCAUCAUCAACACAUCCCGCAUCACCAAAUACCACAUCAUCGCCAGUGAUCCCACCCCACAGGCACCGCAGAGGUCAACGAACCUCACGAAGCCUGUACCAGUGAAAUCAGUGAAGUGAAAGACGUUAAAGAACUCGAUAUCGAUUCAGAAAAUAACGAUAAUAGUGUUAGCACGCGCAGUUUUGAUAACGAAUACGAUGAAUUUAAAUUCGUUAAUUACAAAGACGAGAGUAAAUAUCAGGAUUAUCCGAGAGAUGUUAAGUUUAAUACUGACAGAAACGUAGAGUCAAAUGGAUAUUGUUUCAAUUUUGGAAAUGUAUAUCCUGAGUAUGUCACGCCGAGAUCAUUUAGUAAGGAAACCAAUGAAGAAACUCCUUAUGAUCUCUCCAAUUGGCACGUUAGAAGUACUAAAUUCGAUGAUCUUGGCAAUAAUGGGGAAUCCAAUAAUACCGAAGUUGAAAAUGAAGUAACGUUAAACGACGGUAAUGAUAACCCCGAGGAUAGCCAACCUAUAAAUUUUGCUUACUAUCACUUUUAACAUAUAACUAAUGUGAAUAUAAUUCGAAAUAAAAGUAGCAUUUUAUUUAAUGUGUAAAUAGUUGUUUUAAAUAGUCAUGUGAUAAAUAUUAAGUAAUUUAUUAUAACUAGAUUUUACAUGAUACCUAAGUGUAUUUUGUGAGGUAAUUUAGUCUAUCUAAUGUAAAUUUAUCUUAAACUCCCGGUGCCAAUUUUCCUAUUAAGUAGUGAUGUCAAAUUGAUUUUUAAAUUUUUCAAAAAUAAUAUUAUUAAAGUACUAUUCUUAAAGUCUUAAAAAUAUGAAAGGCGGAUAUUCAAAAGUAUUGUAUUAAUUGUUUGCAAUUAAAUAAAACAUACAUAUAUGCUAGCAGUCACAUAGAGAAGCUUAUUUUUCUUGUAUUUUUUUUUCUUUCUUGCCAGUGCUUGAUUAUUUUUGUUUGUAAAUAUAUUAAGUGUCCAAAAAGUUUAAAUGUAAAUAUGAAAACUUAACGAAUGUCAUAAAAACAUAAUGUUGACGUUUGUGCGCAAUAUGUAUAUUGUAACAUGUAAGUGAUAAAUUGUAAAUAUAUAUUUAAACGAAUUUACAAGUAACUAAAACAAUAGUAGUGCUGACCACGCAAAGAAAUAGUUAACUUUUAAGAGCUUCAGGCGACAUACAAAUAUUUUAAUUCUUUACUAUAACGGUAUUUUGAAACACACAUAACUAUUAUUUGUGAUCUAAUGCGGGCUCAAGUUACUUCCUAGAGGGAA
Molecule: messenger RNA, 2056 nt
Organism: Amyelois transitella
Lineage: Eukaryota; Metazoa; Arthropoda; Insecta; Lepidoptera; Pyralidae
Gene: HGTX
Product: homeobox protein Nkx-6.2
Exons: 3
Coding region: 114-839 (241 amino acids)
Biological process (GO): regulation of transcription by RNA polymerase II; cell differentiation
Cellular component (GO): nucleus
Molecular function (GO): RNA polymerase II cis-regulatory region sequence-specific DNA binding; DNA-binding transcription factor activity, RNA polymerase II-specific
Source: RefSeq, a predicted model, not a curated record